This is a messenger RNA of Panicum virgatum (switchgrass), 865 nucleotides long. RefSeq lists its product as uncharacterized. The record is from RefSeq and is a predicted model, not a curated record. Lineage: Eukaryota; Viridiplantae; Streptophyta; Magnoliopsida; Poales; Poaceae. Gene Ontology annotation, cellular component: mitochondrion. The transcript is spliced from 3 exons. Bases 320 to 568 code for a protein of 82 amino acids.
UCCUCCUUUGUCUCGUCUGUCCAGCUACAGCUAGGUGCGUUGUGAACACCGAACAAGCCCCAAAUCUGGGGGCGGUGCUUGUCAAAAAAAAAAAAAAGAGUUUGGUGGCGGUGAUCUGCGGGGCAGGCAAGCAGCGCAGCCGAGAGAAGUGAGAAGCUCAGAAGCAGGAGGCGGCGGCGGCCGACAGCAGCCCGCAGCAAGGAGAUAUCCGGGCAUCGGACCUGGUCGCGGCGGAGCGGGCAUACGGCGGCGCGGCUGCAAGUUGUUUGCUGGGAGGUUUCACAUGACAUGAUCAUUAUUUGGCUUAAGUUGUUCUUGAAUGACGCAUUUCAUGGAUUUACGGGCUUUCAUCUUGCGUGCACGUGUCUUAAAGCUUUAUAGUCAGGCAUUGCGAAUUAUUCGUCGAGCCCCUGAACAUGCCCAAGAUGAGUUGAGGCAGACCACAAGGGCCGAGUUUGAAAAAUAUCGCCACUGUGAUGAUACUCAAAAGAUUAGGUUUUUGAUUAGUGAAGGGAAGCAGAGACUAAAAGGUCUUGGUGAACUGCUUGACAUGACAGGGCACAGCUAAUCUGGGUUGCAUCCUGGGCCUUGCUACUUAUUCAGAUCAUUCCAAAAUUCAUGCAGUCUAAAUUGUUUGAACUGAUCACUUUAAUAAGGAACAGCACUGUAUGUGAUGAUUUUUGGGCAAUUUUCUGUAACAAAAUUGUUAGGGGAUGCAGAACAUAGUUGUAUUGAGUGGAUAGUUAAUUGAUGAUUCACACUUCUUCACAAAUCUUUGUAGUCUUCUGUUGUGUGAGUGUUUCCAUACUGAGAAAUACUGCGAUCGCUUUACUUUCAAAACAUGCUCAUCAAAGUCCCAGAAACA